This is a messenger RNA of Sphaeramia orbicularis (orbiculate cardinalfish), 2677 nucleotides long. Its product is annotated as ras/Rap GTPase-activating protein SynGAP-like. The record is from RefSeq and is a predicted model, not a curated record. Bases 208 to 2652 code for a protein of 814 amino acids. NCBI's taxonomy places the organism in Eukaryota, Metazoa, Chordata, Actinopteri, Kurtiformes, Apogonidae. Gene Ontology annotation, biological process: regulation of GTPase activity. The transcript is spliced from 11 exons.
AUUUUGUUGACGGAUGGCAUUUUGUAAGACAGGAAACAAGAGAAGAAGACUGAUAGAACCCAUGCAAAUAAGGACCAAUAAUCUGUCAGAACAACCUGCAAGAAGAUCCUGUGUGCAACUUUGGAUUUGAGGAUUGUGAUUUUUGUUUUUUUUUUUGUAUCUUUGAGAGACGAGGAAAUAUUAUUAGUCCCAAAAACUAAAUCUGAAAUGGGCACCGAGGAGAAAGACUCAGAGCCAGCAGCUCAGCAACUGCUGAAAGAGCAGGGCUCGACAGAGAAGGAAAGUGAUUCACCUGUGGAACAUCCUCAAGGAUCUGAAAACACCGACCCCCUCAACACAUACAAGUGGCACACCGGCGCUAAGGGGACGCUGGACGAGGUGAAGGAGGAGGGACAGGCUCCGACGGCCUCCCCGACGUCAACCAUCGAUAAGAUCCACAAAGCCUCCACCAACAAAUGGAACAAAAUGCAAAACUGGCGCAAAGCCCUGAGCGAGGACACUGGAGAGAAACUGUCUUCUGGUGGGAAAGGCGGAGACGGAGCCAAGGCCGACAAAGCCCCGAGCGGGACCAGAAAAAACCCCUUCAAAAGGGCCCUGUCCGAGCCCCCCGGGUCUCUGUUCGCGGCCCUGUCCCCGUCCUCCGGCUCGUCCAGCUCAGCCCAGGGAGCUCCACCCUCAGCCGCUGCAGAAGCCUCGGGGGCCUCGGGGGCCACGGGGGUGUCCCCUACAGACCAGAAAGGAGGCGGGGGGGCGCUGUUCAAAAAGUACCUGAGGACCGUGUCCCAGAAACUCAAGAAGCCCAAACUGCAGAGUCGGAGCAGCACGCCAUCUUUAUUAACAGAUGUGGCGGACGUGGCUGAGCCGGCUCCAACUGUGCCCUCUGAACCCCUCAGACUCCCAUGGGUCCCACCUCAGGAGGUCCCCUUAUGGGACAUCAGCAACUGUAUCCUAGAAGAUGGACAGAUUCUCAUCUCCCCAGAGGAAGAGCCAACGAUGUGGACCCGCAACCGUGUCAGCAGCUGUCUGUCCAACUUCAGCAUGCAGAACCUGGUAGACAUCGAGUCAGAGUGCAGCCCGGACCAUGUGGGUCAACCAGGAGGUCCUCGACCAAAGGUCCAAGACGGUGGAGUGAGGGCGCUCAUUAAAAGACGUCUUGAGAGCAAGGCCAAGAGGAAUAGCAACCCCCCGCCGAACCCCAUGGGACUGCACAAAGGAAGCAGGCAUUAUGGUUCCCGGGAAUCUGUGUCGAUCCCUCUGAGUACAGUGGGCAGUCUGGACCUGAGCGCGGACACCAGCACCGUCAUCAGGCCCGUCCACAGCUCCAUUCUGGGGGAAAAGUACUGCUUUGAGGUGAUCAGCUCUGACAACAGUCACUGCUUUGGAUGCUCCUCAGCUGCUGAGCGGGACCGUUGGAUUGAAGAUCUGAGACGAGCUGCCCAACCCAACAAGGAUAACAUCGAGCGCACAGAGAACUCCCUGAGUCUGUGGAUAAACGAGGCCAAGGAUCUGCCGCCUAAACGACGUUAUUACUGCGAGGUCCACUUAGACGGGACCCUGUUCGCUCGCACCAGCAGCCGAGCGGUAGGCAAGCCGUCGAACCGGUCCAGCCUGGCAGGUGACGGCUCUACGGGUUCCUCAGGAGGUGUGGGCCCCGGUGGAGGUGCUACUGGAUGUCAGCUCUUCUGGGGUGAAUUCUUUGAGCUCGAUAACCUUCCUGCUGUCUCCCAAAUUACCCUGCACCUUUUCCGUGAGGAAGACCCCAAGAAAAAACGUCACUCCCGAGAUGAGUCCAGCUUACACCCACUGGGCAGCGUCGCAAUCCCUUUGGCUGAGAUCCGUGGGAGGACCUACCAGGAGAAGUGGUACCCCAUCACCCCCCAUAAAGUACAGGGCGCAGCAGGAAACAAAGAACCACUGGGCCUUCAGGCUUCGCUUCGCAUUAAGGCCCGUUUCCAGAAUCUGCAAGUGCUGCCCAUGGAGAAGUACAAAGAAUUCGCAGAGUAUGUGACUGUCGACUAUGUGGAAAUGUGCCGAAGUCUGGAGCCCCUUCUGACCGUGAAGGAGAAGGAAGACCUGGCAGGAGCGCUGGUCCAUGUGCUGCAGAGCAUCGGAAAAGCCAAGGAGUUUCUAAUUGACCUGGGGAAUGCAGAAGUGGAGCGUCUUGGAGAGAACGAUGCACUUAUCUUCAGAGAAAACACACUGGCAACUAAAGCCAUUGAUGAGUAUAUGAAGCUGGUCGGCCAGAAGUACCUGUUCGAUACAUUAGGAGACUUCAUCAGUCAUCUUUAUGCCUCUGUGGAAAACUGUGAAGUGGACCAUCGUAAAUGUCCUGCGUCUGAGCUAUCAAACAACCAGAAGCACUUAAAAGAAGUCUGUGAGGAAGUGGUGCAGAAGAUUACUGAGAUCCAUGGACCCUUUCCUGAAGAGUUAAACAGGAUCUUCUCCAGCUGGGUGGAGCUUUGUGAAGACCAGGGCAGACAGGAAAUCGGCCAGCGUCUCAUUUCUGCCUCGCUGUUUCUUCGCUUCUUAUGUCCUGCCAUCCUCAGUCCUUCUCUUUUCAGUCUGACGCAGCCUUACCCAGAGCCAAACACCCUGCGGACCCUCACCUUAACGGCCAAAGUCAUCCAGAACCUGGCCAACUUCACUUUGUGAGUGCUUUCUGAUUUGCACACAAACA